AUGGAUUCAGCACAAGCGUUUCUGGAUAAUGCCGACGAUCUCACAGAUCUUGAGCUGGCCGUCCUCCUCAGCCUCGUCGCUCAGCAUCACUGUAUGUUAGUGGCCAGGGAUGAUCUACUCGAUGAUCUGGCAUCCGAACUUGCAUUGAUCGUUAGAGACGUGUUCGGUCUCUCGUACAUCAUACUUGAUCGUGACGAUCUGCAGUCUAUCAAGGCGUUCGGUAGUGCCAUUCUGGACGACGAUAGCAAUGAAUUCGACGAUGUUUCGCACGAGUCAGAUGUUGAUGUGGAGAGCUCGGGCAUACCCCAUUCAAAACUUGCCUCUGUGAAUUUCGGCGCAGGAUCCUCCAGCGUCGUGGAUCACCGGAAGUUGGACACGAGGAGUGUUGUCAAUGUCAUAAUCGCAAAGGACUUCAACCUCGCACCUGAAGAUGUGCAGAUCCAGGCUCUGGAGCUUAUCAGAAAGCGGAGAAUAUACAGCCGAACAACAGUACAUCUUGCGCCGACUGUAUUCCUGCUACUUCCGCUUGUUGCUACCUCUUCUAAGCAUAUUAGAUUGAACAAACACCUGAACGACCGCAUAUUCAUGUCCCACACUCACUCACCAGAAGACGGAUUUCCCAACCUCGAAGAGUUAGACGACGCAGCCAUUUCCGAAGACCACGACUCCACUUAUUCCUACUCUCGUUCCCCAAGUGCGAGACGGCAGCAAAUGAUUGCAAGCCGUCGGAUCGAUGCAAAAUUAAUUGAACAGCUUCGUGCCCAAGGUCAGGCUGCGACAAUCACCCCGGAAAUUCGAAGAUAUCUUCAGGAUGUUGUAGCAUUCCUUCGAAUGGAGAGAGGUGUUGACGGUGGUAUAUCGCCGUACGGAACGACACUUUUUCUAGCCCUCGCAAAAUAUCUCGCUCCAUUCCACGGAAUAAAUUAUGUCACACCAUCAUUGGUUGCAUUGGCGGCAAAGAAGAUAUAUCCGCAUCGAAUCAUUAUGGCCACCCCCGGUCGCGAGCGGAGCACUCAGUAUGGGACCGACCUGGCGUCUGCACGGGACAUUUUGAACGAUUUGGAUCCAGACAAAGUAAUCCAGAACGUCCUCGAUACUGUUGAAUGCCCAACAUGAACAAUGCAGCAGGACACCUUAAAAUAUAAGAUUACGUUCUGCUGCUACCGUUUCCCCAGCCGCACUGGUCCGUGGUCAGAGUGUCCCAACUAGUGAACCAUCACUAUGGCGACGCAUCCUUCUCAUCGGAUACCAGAGCUUUAUGGCGAUUUACGCCGGUGGCAUACGGCCGAAGCGACAAGAUCACUCUCUGACAGAUCACAGCAUGAUGAGAGCGCCCUUUUGCUCUGGCAUCCCUUUGGGACUCUCUCCCGCGUAUCUCAGGGCUUGUCCCUGUUGAUUCCCCUCCGCUGCAUACCGACUAUGACGUAAAGCUAAAAAAGUAUACUGUCACGCCUUUGCAGAAACUGGUGAGCGCAACGAUUCUUCUACGGCCACGUCCUUGCUUUGCCAACCGAAGACCAGAGAAUGGCUGUCAUGUGUCCGUCUCAGGAGCACAGCAGAAUCUGAAAGUUUACGAGCGUGGCAUAUGCUGAAAGCAAUCUAUUCUGUGCAAUGGUGCUGCGCUGAAGCAUUGGCGCAUCGGCGGAGACAUACUGUAAAGAUCUGGAAUGGAGAUUACUCGUCCAGUAUUGAGGAGGGCCUCAUGAGUCAGGCCACUGGAAUGAUUUCUGGGGUCAUUACUUUGCUGAAGGCGAAGGGAAAGGGAUCAACAAGGAGGAAGUCCGAGUCACAAUGGGGGUUUCGAGAAGACGUAUUGCAAUCCGUGGCUGCUAGGUUGUCCGUGCAGACGUCUCCCAUGGACACAAUGCUUCGGCAAUUAGGAGGGAUGGAUACACAUACUACAGUUUCCUAACUGCUCCGCUCGGAAGAGAUAGCAUGUAGCUUUUCAC
This is a messenger RNA of Cladophialophora immunda, 1949 nucleotides long. RefSeq lists its product as uncharacterized. The transcript is spliced from 8 exons. The record is from RefSeq and is a predicted model, not a curated record. The coding region runs from base 1 to 1116 and encodes 371 amino acids. Lineage: Eukaryota; Fungi; Ascomycota; Eurotiomycetes; Chaetothyriales; Herpotrichiellaceae.